Molecule: messenger RNA, 2934 nt
Organism: Ceratosolen solmsi marchali
Lineage: Eukaryota; Metazoa; Arthropoda; Insecta; Hymenoptera; Agaonidae
Gene: Nmdar2
Product: glutamate ionotropic receptor NMDA type subunit 2
Exons: 14
Coding region: 153-2663 (836 amino acids)
Biological process (GO): monoatomic ion transport
Cellular component (GO): membrane
Molecular function (GO): ligand-gated monoatomic ion channel activity; signaling receptor activity
Source: RefSeq, a predicted model, not a curated record
UCGAACAGGUGGGCCUGGCAGUGCCCUACAAUUCAUUCAACUACCGGGAUUAUACGCGGGCGGUGAGCACAGUGGUGACAGCUUUGCAAAAGAGUACCAAGCGCCCGAACCUCGAUCUCUUCCAGCACUACGACAUCUUCGUGAAGGUGGCGAUGCAGGAGCUCACACCAAGCCCGAUGAAUAUACUUAACUCCCUCUGCAAGGAAUUCCUCUCGUUCAAUGUAUCGGCGAUACUCUACCUGAUGAAUAACGAGCAGUACGGAAGUAGUACGGCAAGCGCUCAAUAUUUUCUACAAUUGGCAGGCUACUUAGGUAUACCCGUCAUCGCCUGGAACGCCGACAAUUCUGGCCUCGAACGACGCUCGUCUCAGAGUAGCUUACACCUGCAACUGGCCCCGUCUAUCGAACACCAGACCGCGGCGAUGCUCAGCAUCCUCGAGCGCUACAAGUGGCAUCAGUUCAGCGUCGUCACCUCCCAGAUCGCAGGUCACGACGACUUCGUCCAGGCGGUGCGCGAGCGCAUCUCCGAGACCCAAGAGCGAUUCAAGUUCACCCUCUUGAACGCGGUGCUCUGGACCGAGCCUCAGGACCUAAUGGAGCUCAUCAACAGCGAGUCCAGGGUCAUGCUCCUCUACUCGACCAGAGAGGAGGCAGUGAAUAUCCUCAGAGCCGCGCAGGAGCUCAAGAUCACCGGCGAGAAUUACGUGUGGGUCGUCACGCAAAGUGUCAUCGAGGAUUUGCAGCCCAGUCACCACUUCCCCGUCGGCAUGAUCGGGGUGCAUUUUAAUACGAGCCGUGGGAGUCUCGUCAACGAAAUAGCAACGGCAAUUAAAGUGUUUGCCUACGGCGUCGAGGACUUUGUCAAUGAUCCGAAAAACUACGGCUACAGCCUCAAUACGCAGCUCAGUUGCGAGGAUCUCACUGGCGAGUCGCGCUGGAACACCGGAGAAUAUUUUUUCAAGUAUUUGAAAAACGUAUCGGUGGAGGUGGAGAAUGGAAAGCCGCACGUUGAGUUCACACAGGAUGGUGUCUUAAAAUCCGCAGAGCUGAAGAUCAUGAAUCUACGACCAGGCGCCAGUAUGCAGUUAGUCUGGGAAGAGAUUGGCGCGUGGAAGUCCUGGGAGAAGGACGGUCUCGACAUCAAGGACAUAAUCUGGCCGGGCAACAUGCACACUCCGCCCCAGGGUGUCCCGGAAAAGUUCUACGUGAAGAUCACGUUCCUAGAGGAGCCGCCGUACAUAAACAUGGCGCCACCCGACCCGGUAACGGGCAAAUGCCUCAUGGAGCGAGGCGUCCAUUGUCGUGUCACCAAGGACUACGAGCUCCAGGAGUCAGAGGCGCAGACGGCCCAGCAGCGGAACGACAGCGCCUACCAGUGCUGCAGUGGCUUUUGCAUCGACCUGCUGCAGAAAUUCUCCGAAGAAAUGGGAUUUACAUACGAGCUUGUCCGCGUGGAAGACGGCAAGUGGGGCACGCUAGAGAACGGCAAGUGGAACGGAUUGAUAGCGGAUCUGGUUAAUCGCAAGACCGAUAUGGUAAUGACGUCGUUGAAGAUCAAUUCGGAAAGGGAAGCCGUAGUUGACUUUACAGUGCCCUUUAUGGAAACGGGGACAGCUAUUGUCGUGGCCAAGCGGACCGGAAUUAUUUCACCAACGGCGUUUUUAGAACCGUUCGACACUGCUUCCUGGAUGCUCGUUGGCUUUGUGGCUAUACACUCGGCUACUUUCAUGAUUUUCCUCUUCGAGUGGCUUUCGCCAUCUGGUUUCGGCAUAACCGAUCAUUCCUCGGGCUCAAAGCGAAAGCCGACGGUGACGUCACUGAGGCAUCGAUUCUCCCUCUGCCGCGUCUACUGGCUCGUCUGGGCGGUUCUCUUCCAGGCCGCCGUACACGUCGACUCGCCCAGAGGAUUUACGGCCAGAUUUAUGACGAACGUCUGGGCAAUGUUCGCCGUUGUCUUCCUGGCCAUAUACACGGCCAACCUCGCCGCCUUCAUGAUAACGCGCGAGGAGUUCUUCGACUUCAGCGGCAUCGACGACCAUCGACUCGCCCGACCCAUGUCCCAUAAGCCUAUGAUCAAGUUCGGCACUGUGCCCUGGACCCACACCGACAGCACAUUCGCCAAGUACUUCAGGGAGAUGUACGCUUACAUGAAGUACUACAAUAAGAACAGCGUCGCCGAGGGCAUAGAGUCCGUCAUCAACGGUGAUUUGGAUGCUUUCAUAUACGAUGGCACAGUACUAGAUUAUCUAGUAUCUCAAGACGAGGAUUGUCGAUUAUUAACUGUUGGCUCUUGGUAUGCCAUGACAGGAUAUGGAUUAGCAUUUCCACGGAACUCAAGAUUUCUAAAAAUGUUCAAUCAGCGCUUAUUAGAUUACAGAGAUAAUGGUGACCUCGAGAGGUUACGAAGGUACUGGAUGACAGGCACCUGCAGGCUAAACAAAGAAGUCCAGAAAAGCAGCGAUCCCCUCGCACUCGAGCAAUUUUUAAGUGCUUUCUUAAUGUUAAUGGUCGGCAUUCUCAUCGCGGCAAUUCUCCUACUCCUCGAGUACAUUUACUCCAAGUGUAUUAGGCAUCAUCUGGCUAAGGACAGUCGAAUCAGUAAAUGCUGCGCGUUACUCAGUGUCCGAGAAAUGUUAAACCCAGAAAUGGAUGUUAAGUCUUAAGGUGUUACGAUGUUGAAGUUAAAAACAAACAAAAAAAGAAAAAAAAAAGAAAAAGAAAUUAAAUGAAUCCUCUCCCGUAAGAAAUCAAAGAAACUUUGAUUGCUCGAUGAACAAAUUAUGGUAAAACACAUAAACAGUAUUAAUAAUGCAAAGCAGUGGCAGUUUAUAAGUGUUUAAGCAUUUUUAUUAAGAACAGUGUCGUUAACUAUAAUAUAAUUUAAUAAUCAUCGAAUGUUCAAUAUAAUCGAGACAUAAUUCUCUGUUGAAAUUC